CGAUUCCAGGAUUCGAACUCGUUUUUUGCCCGAUACCCGCCGUAGACAUUUUCUAUCAGCUAUAGACUUAGCGACUUGGAUCAGCGCCUUUCCCCGGGUCUGCGUAGGACACCGGCUGGACUGCAAGUAUAUACGUGCGGCGAUCCAUCUCGAUCCCGAGCACUGUACACAUAUACAAGCCAACCACGGUCCAAGUACCUAUCGGCAUGUCGCAUUCAAGAACGAUCGUCACCCGCGCCUCCACAAAAGCCGCCGCGAAAGCCGUUGCCACCGCGCUCGGCGAUGACAUCCCAUACGCCAUCGUCGGCGGUGGCGCCUGCCUCCUGCUCGGCGGGCAGCGCCUCACGGACGACAUCGACGUCGUCGUCCCGCGCGGGUGCACCCCCGCCGCGCGCCAGCUCCUCAAAGCCGCGGGCACGUUCGCCAUCGAGCCGCGCACGCGGCACACGCGGCACGCUGCGACGGGCGUCGACAUCGACGUGCUCGCGCCCCCGGCGCUGUUCAGGGGCGCGUUCGACGCGGGCACGCCGACGGUCGCGGUGGACGGGGUGCGCGUGCUGCACCCGCGGCUGCUGCUGGAUGCGAAGUGCGGGUCGAUGCCUGGGAGGGCGUCGGACGGGAAGAAGAUCACCGACGGGGCGGACAUCGCCUUCCUGCUGCGGUAUAUCUGCGAUAACGGGAUCGAGCUCGGGGCGGGCGAUGUGCCGAAUGCGAGCGGGGCGCUCAUCGCGUACACUGUUGAGCGGCAAUGGGUGUCGCAGGAUUUGUGGGUCGCGGCGGGAUUUGUCGUAGGCGAGGGAUUGCCUCAGGACUGAAAGACCUAUGCAUGCAUGAUGCACCGUAGAUGCGCGAGGUAUCAACCCACAGGGAUGUCCGUGUGUCUCAAUGUAUAUGCAAUGCGAACUUGAGUAUCAU
Messenger RNA from Trametes versicolor FP-101664 SS1, 915 nucleotides. RefSeq lists its product as uncharacterized. The transcript has 3 exons. Lineage: Eukaryota; Fungi; Basidiomycota; Agaricomycetes; Polyporales; Polyporaceae. The record is from RefSeq and is a predicted model, not a curated record. Bases 207 to 815 code for a protein of 202 amino acids.